Messenger RNA from Cucurbita moschata (crookneck pumpkin), 1247 nucleotides. RefSeq names its product protein TIFY 10B-like. Bases 224 to 1093 code for a protein of 289 amino acids. Gene Ontology annotation, cellular component: nucleus. The record is from RefSeq and is a predicted model, not a curated record. Gene Ontology annotation, biological process: regulation of jasmonic acid mediated signaling pathway; regulation of defense response; response to wounding. NCBI's taxonomy places the organism in Eukaryota, Viridiplantae, Streptophyta, Magnoliopsida, Cucurbitales, Cucurbitaceae. The transcript is spliced from 5 exons.
CGGAGAGAGACCAAAUUCCUUUCCCAUUGGGAAUGUGAAGAAACUUGAACGUUCAUAUUGCCUGUUUUCUCCAUCUCCGCCGCCUACGACCACCGGAGCGCCGGUUAUCUCUCGCCAGGGGAACUAUCUUCACUGCUCCUUUCACUCCUGAAAUUCUGCAACUAUCUUGCGGAUUUUGGGGAUUUUGAUUCAUUUCUUGUUGUUCUUUUUUUUUUUUUUGGUUAUGUCGAAUCCAUCGGACGCCGGCGGAGGUGCGAGAUUUGUCGACCGAGAGCUGUUGGCGAAACGGCUAGGGAAAUCGAACUUUGCUCAGACCUGUAGCCUGUUGAGCCAGUUCCUGAAGGAGAAACGAAGUCUCGCAGAUUUGAACUCCGAUAAGGCUCCGAGGAAGAAGCCGAGAGAUGAACUGGAAAAGCCCGAGCCGUCACCGCCACCACCUCCUCCGCCGCCGUCUAUGACGAAUACGCCUAAUUCUUCCGAUGCGACACGGCAGCAGAAGGAUAAUCAGCCGAAGUUUGUCGGAUUCUCCAAUAACACCAUGAACAAAGGGGAGUUCAGGAGAUCGCCCUCACCGGAGCCUGCAACCGCUCAAAUGACCAUAUUCUACGCCGGAAAAGUUCUGGUGUACGACGAUUUUCCAAACGAAAGGGCCAAAGAGAUCAUGGCCUUGGCCGAUAAGGGAAGCCGCAGCGCCACCACCAUCACCGCUCCUACAGCCAUCCCCACCAAAUUCGGUUCUGAUUUGGAAAAACCUAACAACAACAACUCUCCGGCCAUCGAGCCAAAUGUUGUGGCCAAAACUCAAGCUCCUGUACCGGCCAAGCCGGCGCCGGAGCAGCAACGGAAACCGCAACCGGAAGCAAAAAACUCUUCUGAUUUGCCUAUUGCUAGGAGGGCUUCACUCCACAGAUUUCUUGAGAAAAGAAAGGACAGGGCUGUUGCAAGAGCGCCAUACCAAAUGAACCAGCAGCUUGAGGCUACUUUUAAAGCAAGUGGAAGCAGCUCAGCCAAUGAGCCCGGACCCGAGCCCGUUCCCGUGCUCGAGGCUGAAGCUGAAGAAGGCUUCCCAAGGCAUUUGGAUCUCAACUUAUAACGUGGUUUUGCAUAUCUAUCCCCUUGAAGAUAGCUCUCCACAAUUUAGUUGCUAUUUUGUGUCAUAUAUCACUGCUCUUCCAACAAUUAUGCCUUUCUAACAAAUAUUAUCUCAUGUAUUUCUUUUCUCUUCUAAAGAAAUUUUCAAUGCCAUA